This is a messenger RNA of Sipha flava (yellow sugarcane aphid), 1099 nucleotides long. RefSeq lists its product as uncharacterized. Bases 175 to 924 code for a protein of 249 amino acids. Lineage: Eukaryota; Metazoa; Arthropoda; Insecta; Hemiptera; Aphididae. The record is from RefSeq and is a predicted model, not a curated record. The transcript is spliced from 2 exons.
ACAUGAAUAAUACACACAAAUCGGCACAUCGCACGUUCAUAUAUAAGCUCCCGAACACCGGACGUUGCACCACUCUGUACACGCCGGCGAUCGCGCGCUCGCACCGGUUUUGCUAACAGUAUUAGUAUUAUUAUAUAGUUCCUGUACGUACGGAUCAACUUCCAACAGCAAACCAUGUCUCCGUCCGUCAUAGCAAUCUCGUUUACCUUCGCUCUCGCCUUCGCCGUGUUCGGUCUCGCGUCGUCCGCCCCCGACUUGCAGCAGCAGCAGCACCGAGCCGAAGAAGGAUCAUCGUCGGCCGGAGGACUAGGCAUGGUCCUGUGGUCCGUGCUGGACGACUGUUUCGGCGACGAAUCCGAUGGAUCUGCCGCUAUAUGCCUCAAGUCCAAAGCGCUGACCGCCCUAGAUCGGGCCCUUAGCAAACCCACCGUGGUGGUCGCGGAAGGCGUGUCGUUGUCGGCUCGCGCCGGCAAAUCCCUGCUGGUCGACCCGCAGACAGAGAAAGCCGACCGUGCAGCCUUAGACGCCGUCAAGGACUCAGAUCGUAAAAGCGCCAUGUUGAACGAUAUGCUAAUCGACCGGAUGGACAGGCUCAUGUCCUCCAGGACCAUCGUGUUAGAUGGAUCGGUCGAUCAAGAAGGUCGUGGUAAGAAGAAGGACAAGGGCAUGAAACAAGCAAUGAUGAUGGCCGGUAUGACGGCAGCCGCGGUCAUGGGUCCGAUGGCGUUGAAAAUGCUCAUGAUGAUGGCUGGUAAGGCAUUGUUGUUGAGCAAAAUUGCUUUAGUCCUGUCCGGUAUAAUUGCUAUCAAGAAAUUGCUUAUGUCGCAAAAAGGCGAACAAGAACAAGAGUCUCAUCCUCCUCAACAUUGGGGCCGCAGUAUGCAAUUCGAUGCUCACGAUAUAGCGUACUCUGGUCAAAAAUAAUAAGAUUUAGUCGUAUCAACGUACGGGAAAUGAGACAGAUCAAUAAUUCAAUCUACCACAGUCUCUAUCAACAAUGCGUUGUUGUAUUUAAUUUAUUAUAAUUUAUUCAACUAAAGCGUCACGAUUAUCGAAUUAUUGACGUGUUACUAUUAUUAAAGAGUUAUACAAAUUUUCA